GGUGGUGGGGGAGGAUGCCAGGUUGGGGGAAGAAGCCGCUUCUCGGGGACCCCCCCUUCCCGCCUUGGAUUGGGGGGGGCUUCUUUUAUGGGCGGAGAAGGGAAGGUCCCAUCGGACUGGAGCGCCAGUGGGACUCCAGUGCCCAUGCUCCCCAGCCUGCAUGGGCAGAGAUGGUGGGGCUGCAAUCUCCUGCAAGGGAGGCACCAGCUGGGACUCCAGUGCCCAUCUCCCCAGCCUGCAUGGGCAGGGGGGGGCUGCAAUCUCCUGCAGGAAAGGCACCUGGUGGGACUCCAGUGCCAAUGCUCCUCAGCCUGCAUGGGCAGAGAUGGAGGGCGCUACAAUCUCCUGCAGGGAAGGCACCAGGUGGCACUCCAGUGCCCAUGCUCCCCAGCCUGCAUGGGCAGAGACGGAGGCACUACAAUCUCCUGCAGGGGAGGCACCAGGUGGCACUCCAGUGCCCAUGCUCCCCAGCCUGCAUGGGCAGAGACGGGAGGGCUGCAAUCUCCUGCAGGGGAGGCACCAGGUGGCACUCCCGUGCCCAUGCUCCCCAGCCUCCAUGGGCAGAGACGGGGGGGGGCUACAAUCUCCUUCAGGGGAGGCACCAGGUCGCAGAACGGGAUCACGUGACCCCCCCCAGUACAUGGCCACCGUCACAAGUACGAGUCAGUUGCCAAGCCUCUGAAUUUCGAACCCGUGACCGGGGAGAUGCAGGAAAAGUCACGAGGGUGCAAAACGGCCGGAUCAUGGCUGGGCCCAGCCCCACGAGCUACGUGCGCGAAUUCACCCGCCACUCCAGCGACGUCCUGACCAACCUGAACGAGCUGCGCAAGCGGCAGAUCCUGACGGACGUCACCUUGAGGGUGGGCGGCCACCCCUUGCAAGCCCAUAAGGCUGUGCUGACCGCUUGCAGUGGCUUUUUUUAUUCCGUCUUCCUGGGCCACGGGGGCCACGAAGUCAGUGUCCUGACCUUGCCCAGCUCCAUUGAGCCGGUGGGCUUCCAGACCCUCCUGGAUUUUAUGUACACCUCCCGCCUUCUGCUCAGCCCGGCCACGGCCCCCGCGGUGCUGGUAGCCGCCUCCUAUUUGCAGAUGGAACAUGUAGUCCAGAGCUGUCACCGCUUCCUCCAAGCCAGGUACGACCGGGUGACCUUUCUCCUCCCCCCUCUGGACCGCCAAAGGUGCCGGCCACUGGAAGACGACCCCCCACCGCAACGGGGCUCCAUCGCACCCCACUUUACCCGAGGAGCCACCACCGAAAGGGCCCCGCAGCCAGCAUCCUUCCGCCCCACCGAGGAGGAAUCGGGAUCCGUCGGGUCACCAGGCGCCGGGGAUCUGUUCCCGGCGGGCCACCCGGCCUCCCCGGCCGAGUCGAGCAGCUGCACCCCGAUUCCGGACCCCAAAGCUUGCAACUGGAAGAAGUACCGCUUCAUCGUCCUCAGUUCCUUGUUGCGCCAGCAGGGGGCCAGCGUGUCUGGCCAGGCGGGCCCGUCCCCCAGGAGGCCCCCUGCAGACCCCCCGUGCUCCAUCUGCAACCUGGCGCCCCCCUCGCGCUCUCCGCAGCCCCCCAAGGAGCUUCCCACGCCAAGGGGAGACGGCCCUGGCUGUGGAUCCUCCAGCUGCCAGGCCUGUGACCUGCAAUACCUCCAGGAAGAGGCGGAAGAGGAAGGGGGCAGCCCAGCCCCGGGUGCCCAGGAGAAGCCCUACAAGUGCCACUGCUGCAGUUCCACUUUCCGUGGCAAGGGGAGCCUGGCCAGCCAUCGGUCCUUGCAUGCAGGAGAGAAGCCCUACCAUUGCGGCGUCUGCGGGGCCCAGUUUAACCGGCCGGCUAACCUCAAGACGCACUUGCGCAUUCACUCCGGAGAGAAACCCUACAAGUGUGAGAUGUGCGGGUCUUGUUUUGUGCAGGUGGCACAUCUCCGGGCCCACGUCUUGAUCCACACAGGAGAAAAGCCCUACCCGUGUGGCACCUGCGGGACUCGAUUCCGGCACCUGCAGACCCUCAAAAGCCACCUCCGCAUCCACACCGGGGAGAAACCUUACCAGUGCGAGACAUGCAGCCUGCGCUUCCGCCACAAGAGCCAGCUGCGCCUGCACCUGCGCCAGAAACACGGCGCCAUCACCAACACCAAGAUCCGCUACCAGGUGCUGGACGGCCCCUACGCCAGCGCCUGCUGAGGCCGGCAGUCCGCUAUGUCCCGAACUACGACGGCCAAAAGGAUCUGACGCUCCGCGGAGAAGUUGCUCUGUGAAACAUCCCCCCCCCCAACUCACCUUUUCAAUCUUCAAUUUUCGGGCACCGAAAAAAGGGGACUUACGACCCCGUUUCGCACUUACGACCAUUGCAAGCGUCCUUGCGGUCACGGGAUCAAUGUUAAGGCGAUUAGCAACCGGCUCGUAUUUAUGACGGUGGCAGGUUCUCCUGGUGGAGUGGGAGGGUCACGUGACCCCCUUCUGCGGCCUCCCGGCGAGCAAAGUCAGUAGAGGGAUCUGGAUCCACUUAGUGACCGUAGGGCUCACCUAAUCGCCGAAGCGGAUUGCUCAACCGUCACAAUGAAAAAGGUCACAAAAUCGGGUGUGAUCCGCUUAGCGACCGCCACAAUUGCCCCCCCCAAAAAAGAUCACAAAAUCAGGUGUGACUCGUACGGUGAUGGGAAAUCUGGUCCCAAUUGGCGUCGUAAGUCGAGGACUACCAGCAAGUGGGGAAGGAGAGGGGAGGGGUCGAAAAGACCCCUGUUGCCGUUACCCAGGCCUCCCCCCCCAUUUAGCACCUUCCCUUAAUCUUAUUCUUUCCAGCUGGGACUACAAUUCCCAUCAUCCCAUUGCUGGUUGGGGGAUGAUGGGAAUCGCACCCUUGGGGGGGGGAGGCCGACCAAGAAUUACCUCCUCACCCCUCCCACCAUCCUUCCUUCCACCUUUGGAAAAUAGGGGCGGGGGCUUUGAAUGGUGCCCAAUCCUGCAGGGAGAGCUAAAAUCUCAGAUUUAUAUAAUAUAUGUGCAGCUUUUUAUGGGUUGGGUUUCAGGAAUUUGUGGAGUGUGUGUGUGUGUGUCUGUUUGCAGCAAGGUUUGCUUGUUUAAAAGACCUACUGAGCUCUUUUUUUGGCAGAUUUGAGGUGGGGGCAGCCUUUCAGAAACAGACAACAGGGCGGGGUUGGACUAGAUGACCUUCAAGGUCCCUUCCAGCUCUAUUCCGAUUGAUGGAUUGAUGGAUUGAAAUGGUAUAGGCUCUCCUGAUUGAGCAGGGGGUUGGACUAGAUGACCUCCAAGGUCCC
This is a messenger RNA of Crotalus tigris (Tiger rattlesnake), 3268 nucleotides long. Its product is annotated as B-cell CLL/lymphoma 6 member B protein-like. The transcript is spliced from 10 exons. Lineage: Eukaryota; Metazoa; Chordata; Lepidosauria; Squamata; Viperidae. Gene Ontology annotation, molecular function: protein binding; RNA polymerase II cis-regulatory region sequence-specific DNA binding; DNA-binding transcription factor activity, RNA polymerase II-specific. Gene Ontology annotation, biological process: regulation of cytokine production; positive regulation of gene expression; negative regulation of transcription by RNA polymerase II. The coding region runs from base 15 to 2174 and encodes 719 amino acids. The record is from RefSeq and is a predicted model, not a curated record.